AUGCAUUACACCGCCGCCGCCGCCCUGGUUCUUGCCAGCAGUGUCGCCGCCCACACCCGCGUCUACAGCGCCUGGGUCAACGGCGUUGACCAAGGAGACGGCCGCGAUUCGACCGGCUACAUUAGAUCUCCUCCCACGAACGACCCUGUGAAGGAUUUGACAUCGACAGACCUUGUGUGCAAUGUGAACGGAGGCACCCCUGUCUCCAGCUUCGUCUCAGCUGCCGCCGGUGACAAGGUCGCCUUUGAGUGGUACCACGAUUCUCGCAAUGACGACAUCAUCGCCUCUUCCCACAAGGGUCCCAUCAUCACCUACAUCGCCCCCUACACCGAGGACAAUGGUGCCAGCGCCAUCUGGUCGAAGAUCGACGAAGAGGGUUACGACAGCACCACCGGCAGCUGGGCCGUCGACAACCUGAUUGCCAACGCUGGCCAAAAGGAGUUCACCAUCCCCUCCACUCUUGCCGCCGGCAAGUACCUGAUCCGCCAGGAGAUCAUUGGCCUCCACGAAGCCGACGCUUCCUACGCCGAGAACUCGGCCCGUGGUGCCCAGUUCUACCCCUCAUGCUUGCAGUUCGACAUCACCGGUUCCGGCUCCGCCGCUCCCGAUGAGAACUUCAACUUCAAUACCGGCUACACCGAGGCCGACCCUGGCGUCGUCUUCAACCUCUACGGGUCUUUCACCAGCUACGAGAUUCCCGGUCCCGCUGUCUGGGACGCCGCUGGCUCCUCCGGUGGCGCGGCUAGCACCAUCGCUGUUACUUCCACGGCUGCUAGUACCUCGACUGCCGCUGUCGAGACCACCGCUGCCCCUACCACCAUUGCCGCCCCUACCACCCUCGCCACCUCGGUCAAGGCUUCCUCCACUGCUGUCGCCUCUUCUCCCGCUGAGGUUGUUUCCACUACUGCUGCUGCUGCCACCCCUACCAAGGGAUGCUCCAAGCGCCGCAACGCCAACCGCAAGUUCUAA
This is a messenger RNA of Pseudomassariella vexata, 969 nucleotides long. RefSeq names its product glycosyl hydrolase family 61-domain-containing protein. The transcript is spliced from 2 exons. Bases 1 to 969 code for a protein of 322 amino acids. The record is from RefSeq and is a predicted model, not a curated record. NCBI's taxonomy places the organism in Eukaryota, Fungi, Ascomycota, Sordariomycetes, Amphisphaeriales, Pseudomassariaceae.